CCUCCUCUCCAUGGUAAAGGGGAGUUGAACAUGAGGAGCGGCUGCAGUGAAACUUCGUUCUCCAGCUGCAGACCCGUUUUCUGCAGAUCAACAUGACGGAAACUCACAGAGUGACAGGACCGAGCAGAAGGAGAUGGGGCAUUCCACAGCGGGGUGUGGCUGAUGGGAGCAAAGCCAGCGUCCAAUCAGCUGAUCCCGAUGAUCACAGACGUCUGGUGGUCCCGUUCAGAGGUCCGAUCUCAGGUGGGCUGCAGCCGGGGAGGAAGGUGGUGCUGGUGGGCGUGGUCCACUCUCGCCCUGACAGGUUCUACGUGGCCCUGACAUGUGGCCGCGGGACGUCCGGGGCGCCGCCGCCCGACGUGGCCCUGGAGCUCUGCGUUCGAUUCCCAGACCGACAAGUCCUGCGGCGGGCGUGUGUGUCGGGGUCCUGGGGAGACGUCGACACAUCGGUUCCCUUCUUCCCCUUCAUCCGAGAGCAGCCGUUCAAGAUGGAGAUCCGGUGCGAGCGGAGCCGGUUCCGUGUCUUUGUGGACGGACAGAAGCUGUUUGACUUUCACCACAGACUCACGGCGCUCGGCGAGGUGGACACGCUGUGGAUCAAAGGUCACGUCAGCGUCACCAAACUGGCGUGAGUGGGCGUCGCUGUCGAACACGAUCGUCCGCUUGGGCCACGAACGACCAGGACGCGUCAUCUGAUGGUUCACACGGAGCGAAGCUUAUGAAAGUGACUGAGUUUAUUUACUUUAUUACAUUUAUCUGAAGGUUUAGUUUCCUUACAAACUGAGAUUUAUACACAGAAAACAAAAUAACCUA
Messenger RNA from Limanda limanda (common dab), 813 nucleotides. RefSeq names its product galectin-related protein-like. NCBI's taxonomy places the organism in Eukaryota, Metazoa, Chordata, Actinopteri, Pleuronectiformes, Pleuronectidae. Gene Ontology annotation, molecular function: carbohydrate binding. Bases 93 to 632 code for a protein of 179 amino acids. The transcript has 6 exons. The record is from RefSeq and is a predicted model, not a curated record.